GAGAAAGAAGCCGCCCGAGAAGACAGCAGCAGCACUCCUCUGUGUCUCCUCCCUCGGGUGUUGCCGGAUAAGAGGAGUCCGCAUUCUCGGCUUUGUGAUCGUUUCGCCUUUAUUUCUCGUGAUGCUGGCGGUUUUCUGCGUACCGCCGGUGGACCCGUCUUUUGGCGGGCCGGCAAGGUGGAACGGUGGUUGGGAGCGCCGGCUUGCUCUUGGAUGAGCUUGGUGUUUGAUAGUGUUAAAAGACUGGUAGCUGAUGAAAGCUUCUCCUUUUUGUUUCGGCUCUCUUUUCUGCGUGUGUCAGCGUUAGAGAGAGAGAGAGAGAGAGAGAGAGAGAGAGAGAGAGAGAGAUUUGGGUGAUCGAAUUGGAGGAUUCCUCUGUCAUGACUAUCUCCAACUCCGGCUCCGGCGAGGCCAGCAUCUCCUCCUCUGACCGGCUCCGGGCCCCUGCGCCACCUUCUCCUCUCCCGCCUCCGUCGAUUGCGGUGGUCAAGAAGAAGAGGAACCUCCCAGGAACGCCAGAUCCGGAGGCGGAGGUGGUCGCGCUGUCGCCGAGGACCCUGCUGGCCACCAAUCGAUUCGUGUGCGAGAUCUGCAGCAAGGGAUUCCAGCGGGAUCAGAACCUGCAGCUACACCGGAGGGGGCACAACUUACCGUGGAAGCUGCGGCAGCGCACGGGGAAGGAGCCGCGGAAGCGGGUGUACGUGUGCCCGGAGGCGGGCUGCGUGCACCACGACCCGUCGCGGGCGCUCGGCGACCUCACCGGCAUCAAGAAACACUUCUGCCGCAAGCACGGCGAGAAAAAGUGGAAGUGCGACAAGUGCUCCAAGAAGUACGCCGUGCAGUCCGACUGGAAGGCCCAUUCCAAGAUCUGCGGCACCCGCGAGUACCGCUGCGACUGCGGCACCCUCUUCUCCCGGAGGGAUAGCUUCGUCACCCACAGAGCAAUCUGCGAUGCGCUGGCGGAGGAGAGCUCGAAGACAGCGUCGCCGCCGACAGACCCAAAGCCCUCUGCAGAGGACGACGGAGAAGCAGCUGCAGUUUCGGAAACGACAGCAGCGGCCGCAGUGGUCGCGCCACCAUUUUCGCUACAACAGGUGGAGCCGCUGGUUCGGCAAGAGCUGGAGAACCCAAUUGGAUCGCUACAGUACGUGCCACCUCCGUCAACGUCGAUCGCCAACACCAGCUGCGCCACCGCCAGUAGCAGCAGCAGGAGCAACACUAGCCUGUUUGCGAGCCUCUUCGCGUCAAGUAUCACCACCGCUGCCGCUCACACCACCACCUUCUUGUCGGACCGCAUGGGCGCCAUGGGCCAUGACGACCGGCCCCUAAUGGAACCUCCCUCGCUUGGUCUCGCCACGAACGGAGGGCCAGCAUGGUUGUUCUCGCCGCAGGCACAAGCUCAUGGACGACGUCCGUUCGCACCACCGGCGCCUUCCCCGCACAUGUCCGCGACCGCGCUGCUGCAGAAGGCAGCUCAUAUGGUCGCCACGCCGACCGGGUCAUCCUUCCUCAAAGGAUUCGGCCUCGAUGCUCCAACAGGGCAUCAGGAGAAGAUGAUCCAGGGUAGCAACCUGCAAUGGGGCCAGCAGCAGCACCACCACCAACCAGAAACGGAGCCAGGAGCACCAAUGCUAUCGGCAUGGCUGGGGCUCGGACUCGCUUAUGAGCCGGACCUGAUGACGGGGUCCUCGUCGUUGUUCAGGGCAAAGCCGGCGACGACGCUGGACUUGCUGGGUUUAGGAAUGGGGGCAGUCGGUGGUUCCGCCAAAGGCGGGCUAUCGGCAUUGACGACUUCGGCCGGCGGUGGAAUCGACAUGAGAUCUGCAGCGGCGACUGGAGAGUGGAAAGGAGCGGAGAGGAAGCCGGCUAGCCCCUCAGUUCUGUAGCGACAGGACGCCGGUGCCUUUUCAUUAUUCGCGCGAGUGGAGCUCUCAUCGGACGCAAGUUGACAGCGGCCGUCAAGCAAAGCAAGAAACAAAGCAGCACUUUUUCCCUUCACUUGUAUUUAUUCAUUAGGAAGAGAAUAGUAAAAUGCUGAGAGCGUACUUAAAUAGGUUUUAAUUUGUAAGAGUGUCUCAUAUAUAGUAGUCUAAAUGUAGUGAUAGAAAAUUAAUGUAAAUGAGUCAGCAAGAACCUGUCUCAUCCUCCCUCCUUUCCAUCAUCGAUGCAACACAAACUCACAUUAAUGUGGCAACCUAAUGUUCGUAUGGCCACGGAA
Musa acuminata subsp. malaccensis (wild Malaysian banana) is the source of this 2218-nucleotide messenger RNA. Its product is annotated as zinc finger protein GAI-ASSOCIATED FACTOR 1. Lineage: Eukaryota; Viridiplantae; Streptophyta; Magnoliopsida; Zingiberales; Musaceae. Gene Ontology annotation, molecular function: DNA-binding transcription factor activity. Gene Ontology annotation, cellular component: nucleus. The record is from RefSeq and is a predicted model, not a curated record.